UAUGGUUGCACUAAUGAAUACGACCCUGCUCUCUGCUUCUGGUUGGUCAGGCUGGCAGACCAGAUGCGUCUGAUGACCUUCCCCCAGUGGUUUGAGCUGCUGAAGUCCGUCUUUGAGAACUUCAUUCUCUUACUGAAGAGGAUCAAGGCGACGCUGAGUGUGGUGAGGAACGUGGUGCUGGAGGCGCUGGACAGCAACCAGAAGAGCCGUCUGCUGGAGCGGGCUGCAGCGGGGGCCCUAACCGAGGCCCCAGGGACCCUUCUCAACCAGGGGGAAGCAGAACUGGCCUACCUCACCCACGAGGGCCUGUUCAUCAGCGACGCUCUCAAUGAUGCCCAGCUGCACCUGGGGGCAAGCGGAGGCCAGGUGGAGAGCUCCUCCGUGGGGCCCAGACAGGCCCAGUCACGUAUGGAUGGUUGUGGUAGUGACUCCGCCUCAGGGACCACCGAGUCGUCCUCCAGCAGGGAACACGCUUUCCAGCCAGGAGGGGGCGUCGGCAUCUCGUCCAGUGAGGACAUGAUGCCCAGUGACCUGGAGCUGGGCCGCGUGGCCAAUAACAUCCAGGAGCUGCUCUACACCGCCUCAGACGUCAGCCACGACCGCUGUGUCAAAGUCCUCAUGGCCAGAGCCAAGGAUGGCUCCCUGGAGCGGCUGAGCUCGGCAGAGUUUGUGUUUCUGUCCCAGGCGGUGGAAGGCUUUGUGAGGGACACGGAGGAGCUGUGCUGCAGACGCAGUGUGUCCCUAAGGGGGGCGCUACAGAGCCAGGCCAACCGCUUUGUCCACCGCUUCCACGAGGAGCGCAAGACCAAGCUCAGCCUGCUGCUGGACAAUGAGCGGUGGAAGCAGGCAGAGGUUCCUGCAGAAUUCCAGGACCUGGUUAACUCCAUAGCAGAUGGCAGGAUCACAUUACCCGAACGCAAACCCCAAGGCACAGAAGAAAGGAAACCAAGUGAUUAUUUGCACAUUGAUGGCCAGAAAUAUGCUGUUGUUGGGACGGUGUUACUACUGAUCCGGAUCUUCCUGGAGUACUGUCAGUGUGUCAACGACAUCCCCUCCAUCGCCACAGACAUGCUCACCCGCCUCUCUGACCUACUCAAGCACUUCAACUCGCGGAGCUGCCAGCUGGUCCUGGGGGCAGGAGCACUACAAGUGGUGGGACUCAAGACCAUCACCACUAAAAACCUGGCCCUGGCCUCUCGCUGUCUUCAGCUGGUGGUUCACUACAUUCCCGUCAUCAGGGCCCACUUUGAGACCAAGCUGACGCCCAAGCAGUACAGUGUCCUCAGACACUUUGACCACAUCACUAAGGACUACAACGAUCACAUAGCGGAGAUCUCCGCUAAACUGGUGGCAAUCAUGGACAGCUUGUUUGAGAAGGUGCUAUCUAAGUAUGAAGUCAAGGCCCCCAUGCCUUCGGCCUGCUUUCGGAAUGUCUGUAAACAAAUGGCCAAAAUGCACGAAGCCCUCUACGAGCUGCUACCUGAGGAGCAGGCGCAGAUGUUGUUCCUGAGGAUCAAUGCAAGCUUUAAAAUGCACCUUAAGAGGCAGCUGGCCCGACUCGGGGUGCACCACGAUGGUGGACCUCAACAUGGGCUGGUGGCGGUGGAUGUGGCAUUUUACACUGAGAACGUUCAGUCACUGAGGACACUUGAAAAGCUGGACUUGAACAUGGCUGAGAUCUGGGAGCAGAAGAGGUGAUGAUGGCGGUAGUAGUCGUCUUACCUACAGUGUGUGACGCCAUGUUAACCCACCCUGGAGGGAGGGGAGAAACUAACUAAUCAGAUUCUUGUUGUAAAGAGACUGCACCUGUUGCUUCACCCUCCAGCAGCCGGCCUGCCCAGGGGACCAUGGAGCUCACUGAAGCCCACCUGAAGAGGGCGCUGUCUGGGUACAGAAAGAGAGCGUAGGUCAUCUGGUAGUGUUGGUGGCCCCAGGCAGCAACGUUGUGGGACCAAACCCUGAUGCGACCUUUAUGUAGGGCAGGCAACAUAACAUGGCACCCUAUUCCCUAUAUAGUGUACUACUAGUGCGUUAUAUAGGGAAUAGGGUGCCAUUUCGGCCAUGACGUGUUUUUUUUUUAUUAAAGAGGGGCUACGACCAGACUUUUAGGACGUAACUGCUGCCUGUCACCUCAUCUCACUGUGUGCAAUUCAACUAUAGCUGAUUUAUUAAAAACAGAUGAAUAAUUCAUGAUGGACCUUGAUUGGACUGAGAUGCUGACAUGGUUCAGAACAUGUCACUUACUGGAGAACUGAUUUUUUUCAGACCUGUGUUUAAGCUAAAUGGUAAUGUAAAAAGGCAUUUAAGUUGACCACAAUCUUGACAACUGUGGUCUUGCAUCAACUAAAUAUGACGUCUUCUCUAAAUAUGUUCUCUAAAGAGAACUUCAGAUGUAGCAUAAUUUGCACUGAAUACGUCUGCAAACAAAUUCCUUCCAGCCCUCAAUUGUUACAGCAUUCCCUUCCAUGGCCCUAUAUUCAACCUUUACUAAGAUAUCUGUACAGUAAGAGUGAGCAAUUUCUCUCAACACAUAAUGAAACUUUGAGCAUUGAUAGUCAAUCUGGUUAGAUAAAUUGGUUGCAUCUACUAAUGACAGUAUGCACAAUUGUUCCCCUCUCCGUAAUGACCGAGCUAAGUCAUUCUAUAUAAAGCAUUAUCUUCCAACAAGGCUACAUCAACAAAUGGGCAGUAAACUCCACUGCAUUUGAUGCAAUAUCAGUCGUGACAGUCCUAUCCAUCACCUGUCAUAUUGCUUGUACGCAUGAACGAACAUUAGCCUCUGAUUGGUGUCUUUUUAAAGUAGUCGAGCUCCAACCAAAAUAGUCUUAUUACCCAGUUCUAUUAACUGUCUGUCUGCACUGUGUGAACAUAACACCUUAUGCAAGAGGAUCCAAUGGUAUUACAAAACACCAUCCAGUAAAAACAGUGGUCUACUUCAAAAGUGCCUACUUUUGAUAAAUAUCAAAGACUGACUUCUUUACAAUAGUAUACUGUUUGAGUGCCUGUGUAUGUAUGUUGGGCCCUCAUUGCUGCUCUGGUUAAGAUGGAUAAAGAAGUGUGUGGCAAACAGAA
This is a messenger RNA of Coregonus clupeaformis (lake whitefish), 3072 nucleotides long. RefSeq names its product vacuolar protein sorting-associated protein 54. NCBI's taxonomy places the organism in Eukaryota, Metazoa, Chordata, Actinopteri, Salmoniformes, Salmonidae. Gene Ontology annotation, cellular component: GARP complex. Gene Ontology annotation, molecular function: syntaxin binding. The annotation marks the transcript as partial. Gene Ontology annotation, biological process: Golgi to vacuole transport; retrograde transport, endosome to Golgi. The record is from RefSeq and is a predicted model, not a curated record. The transcript has 13 exons.